Monosiga brevicollis MX1 is the source of this 330-nucleotide messenger RNA. RefSeq lists its product as uncharacterized. The coding region runs from base 1 to 330 and encodes 109 amino acids. The transcript has 2 exons. The record is from RefSeq and is a predicted model, not a curated record. NCBI's taxonomy places the organism in Eukaryota, Choanoflagellata, Craspedida, Salpingoecidae.
AUGCAAACACGGCAAGAGCCGAGCAAUGGUCUGGUCAACUUUCCCCCGACCACCAGCCAGCUGCCAGUUGAACGCCUCGAACUCUCUCUCUCUCUCUCUCUCUCUCUCUCUCUCUCUCUCUCUCUCUCUCUCUCUCUCUCUCUCUCUCUCUCUCUCUCUCUCUCUCUCAAAAUUGAGUUGUUGUUUUUUUUUGGAGCAGAGGGUGAUACCAGCAAGGACUCCUUUCUACGUGAAUCGUACUUUUAUCAACAUGUACUCAAUAUUGAAUCACGUUAUGAUGUUAUUGAAUAUCCAGCUUUACAGCAAUAUCCUUCUAUAUCUCUUCAAUAA